AUGGAAUUGAACAAUAUCGAAACUUGUGAUAAUGAACAAGUCAAUUCAAAUUCAGAAGAAACAUCAACUAAUCAAUGGAGAUUAAAAUGUUUUCAAAAAAGAAAAUUAAUUUGGAUCAUUAUUUCUAUUGUUCUUCUUAUUUUAAUAAUAAUUAUCCCAAUCAUUGUUAUUAAAACAAAAAAAACCGACGUCAAACAAAUGUCAACAACAGUAAUAACGACGGAAACUUUGACUAAAUUAACAACAGAAGAAACUCGACCAAAAUACAAAAAAUAUAAUCAACAAGGAAUUACUGUUGCUGGAGGAAAUGGAGAAGGAGAUGGAUUAAAUCAACUCUUUGAUCCUAGUAACAUAAUUAUUGAUGAGAACAAAGCUAUUCUUAUUGUUGAUAAAGGGAAUGAUCGUAUUGUUGAAUGGAAAUAUGGAUCGAACAAUGGUCAAAUCAUUGCAGGCGGAAAUAGAACCGGAGAUGAAAAUGAUCAAUUGUGUUAUCUAAUGGAUAUGAUCGAUGAUAAAGAAAAUGAUGCUUUGAUCAUUUUUGAGUUUGGUAAAAAUCGAAUAGUUCGAUGGUUUCGUAAAAAUCAAACCUAUCAUAAAAUUCUCGUUUUUGGUGUUCUACCUAUUCAUCUGGCAAUGGAUAAAAAUGGAUCUAUUUAUAUAUCUGAAAUUGGGCAGAACGAAGUAAGACGUUGGAAAGACGGAGACACAACACAUGGAAUAUUAGUUGCAGGCGGAAAUGGAAAAGGAGAAGAAUCAAAUCAAUUGAAUUCACCCACUCAUUUAUCAUUUGAUGAUGAAGGGAAUCUUUAUGUUGUUGAUCAAUAUAAUCAUCGAAUUCAAAAAUUUCAAAUAUCUUAUGAUUAA
Molecule: messenger RNA, 864 nt
Organism: Adineta steineri
Lineage: Eukaryota; Metazoa; Rotifera; Eurotatoria; Adinetida; Adinetidae
Source: the annotation of a GenBank genome assembly